Colletotrichum graminicola M1.001 is the source of this 717-nucleotide messenger RNA. RefSeq names its product nitrogen assimilation transcription factor nirA. The record is from RefSeq and is a predicted model, not a curated record. NCBI's taxonomy places the organism in Eukaryota, Fungi, Ascomycota, Sordariomycetes, Glomerellales, Glomerellaceae. The transcript has a single exon. The coding region runs from base 1 to 717 and encodes 238 amino acids.
AUGGUCUAUCACACCUGCUGCAUUCUUCUCUUCAAGCCCUUCCUCAUCAGACCGAAAGAGGCACCCGUAUUACCAAAGACAGAGACCAUCAAGCGACUCGAAGAACUCUGCGUCGAAUCGGCCAAACGUAUAUGCCACGCCGGCAAGAAGUACAGGCAAGUGUUUGGAAGCUUCCGCAAGAGCCCAAUUUCGGCUACGCACUGCAUACUCACCGCCACGCUGGUUCUCAUUCAGUAUGCGAGACCCGAACCCGAAUUCGCAAAUACCGGCAGACCGUGCUGCACCUUGUACAUUGAAGCGUGCUUGGAUAUCCUGAGCGAGCUGUCAACAUCAUGGAAGCCGGCUUGUAGGAUGAGGGUCGAUCUCAUCAAGUACCUCUACCAAAAGUACCCAGAGAGGAUCCCAAAUUCACUGCUCCAGAGUGACCGGAAGAACUUGGCAAAGCUCGCUGGAAAGGACACGGAAAAUGUAUCGGUGCAUCCGCAGCAGACUCUUGAGCAGAACCUCUGUCCACUUAUGAAUACCAUUGCUCAAGACUUCAUGUGGGAUGGUGCGGGCCAAUGGGGAUUCAAUGGCGGUUCAGAGGCUGCCUAUAAUACGCAGUUCGCUCUAGCGGAUGCCAUUAUUGACAUCAGCGGGCAGGACGGAGAAGCUUUCAUGGAUGAUGCUUUCUGGGAAGGAAUGAGCUUUGAAUUUAGCCACGAGGCUCAGAUAUAG